Rotaria socialis is the source of this 2412-nucleotide messenger RNA. NCBI's taxonomy places the organism in Eukaryota, Metazoa, Rotifera, Eurotatoria, Philodinida, Philodinidae. The record is from the annotation of a GenBank genome assembly.
AUGUCGAAUAUAAAUUUAUUUCCUGAACUAGACAAUGAACAAGAACAGGAACAUGAAUAUAAUAAUGGUCAUGAUGAAUUUAAAGAAGAAGAAUUAAUUGUUUUUGGUUAUUCAUGUAAAUUAUUUCGUGAUGAUUUUUCUGCGAAAGCUAUUGAUCGUGGUCAAAGUCUUAUACCAUGGAAUGGCGAUGAAAACGUUAUGAUUGACAGGUAUGAUUGUCGUGGUCAUUUAUCUGAUUUGAAAUUAUGGGAUAGUGAUUUAAUACGACAAAAACAAUCAAAUAAUGAAUUACAUUUUUUAAGUGAAGAAGAAAAACGUAUUGAAGAAGAAUGUGAUAAAGAAAGGUAUUUGGCAUUAUAUAAAGAUAUGGAAAAAGAAGCUUUACAACAAGAAGAAGAAUGGAAACGACUUAAUGCAGAUAAAACCGCUUACAGUCAAGUUGGAUAUACUUAUGAUGAUUUAAGUAAAACGAAAGGAUCUUCAAGUAAAACAAUCGAAGAAGUUCCACAAACACUGGACGAUGAUGAUGAUGAUGAAUAUGAACCAUUUUAUCCAUCAGAAAAGUUGCAAAUACCUUAUGGAAUGGAUAUUCCUGAAUCCAUUAAAUUGAAUGCUGUGAUUGAAAAAACUGCUAGUUUUGUAUCUACUUCUGGUCUUCAAAUGGAAAUUGUUCUUAAAACAAAACAAGCCAAUAAUCCUCAAUUCGACUUUCUUAAAUAUGAUCACUAUCUUAAUCCCUAUUAUCGCCAUCUUAUAAUAAUGAUUAAAUCCGGAAAAUAUCGACCCAACUUUGAUAAUAAUUCAACUACUACUACUAAUAAUACUAAUACUAAUAAUAACAAUAAUAAUAAUAAUAAUCAAAAGAAAAAAACGAAUAAAAACGGUAUUGAUCAAAAUAAUAGUCACGAUGAAGAUGAAGGAGGUGAUUCAUAUUUACAUCCAUUAUUAAGGGGUAGCACAAAUAAUGAUAAUUCUAAUGCAACAAAGAAAUCGGAUGAAACAUCACGUAAACCACCAGUACAAAUGAAUAUUCACAAUACAGCUUAUGGACAACUUAUUAAAAAAUAUGAGCAUCUUCGACAACGUGAAAAAGUCUUAAAAGAAAAUGAAGAAGAAAAAAUGUCGCCAAAAAAAGAAGAAAUCAAAACUGAAGAACUUUCGCCAAAAUCAGAUUCAUCUUCAUCAACACAUGUAAUUCCACCACCUCCAGAUGUGAAACCAAUUAUAGAUAAAUUAGCUGAAUAUGUCGCACGCAACGGUCAAGCAUUUGAACAAUCUAUUCGAACAAAGAAUGAUCCACGUUUUGGCUUUCUCGAACGUGAUCAUAUACAUCAUAAUUACUACCAACUAAAAUUACAAUUAUGCGUGCAAGGUAUUCUUCGUAGUAAAAAUCAAGAAAACCAACGAAAUCUCGAUAAUGAUAUACAACAAAAUGUACAUGGUAAAGGUGUUAAAUUAGUAUUAAAAACAAAUACUGAAGAAUCAUUGACACCGACGUGUCAAGAGUUUAAUUCAGAUGAUGAUUCAAAUUCCAUGCAACCAAAAUAUUUAGACAAACAAGAAGACUUUAAUCAAUUUAUUGGUCCUCGGCCUCCUUCGCCUGAAUUUCUUGAAAAAAUGCGUAAACAAGAACAACGUCGAGACCGUGUUAGUGGUUUUGUACGUGACAAAAUUACACGUGAUAAGCAAGAAGAACGUAAACGAAAAGCUGAAAUGCUUGUACAGCAAUUGAAAACGAAAGUAAAUGAAUCAACAUCAGUAAUAAAUUCAAUAGAAUCAUCAACAACGAAUUCAAAUAUAAAUCCAACAAUUGUUGAAAAAUUACUUAAUGUUAAAAAUGAACGUUCAACAUCAUCGAUAUUAGCAUCUUCACAUCAACAUCGGCGAUCAAAACAUUCUAGAUCACCAUCGAAAUCUUGUAAUCGUUCAAAAUAUCAUCGGCGGUCACGAUCAAAAAGUAAUCACCGACGACGUAGACGAUCAUCUCAUAAAAGAUCACGUUCACGUUCUAAAUCUCGAAGUCAUCAUCGUUCAAAACAAUCGAAAAAUUCAAAAUCAUCAAAAUCUAGUCGAAAUCAUCGUCGUCAUCGCCAUCGUCGUCAUCGGCAUUCAUCAGCUUCAUCUACAUCAUCAAAUUCCUUAUCACGAUCAAGGUCAUCAUCAGUAUCAUCGUCGUCAUCAUCAUCAAUAUCUUCCUCGUCACCACAUGAUAGAAAAAAAAAGAAAAAAGUUACAAAUAACGAUGAGGAGCAACAACGAAAUCAACGUAAAAAUAAUGCACAAUCAUCGAAAUGGGAUCAACGAGAGCCAACAAAAGUUAAGCCCGAGGCAUCAUCUAUCGACACAGCUACAGCUGCUUCAUCCUUAUCAAUCAACACCGAAACAACGUUAUCGAACAGUAGUACCUCUUGA